GGUAUUUCCAGGAGCAGUUUAAGGGCGACUGUUACUUCACCAACGGCACCGAGCGGGUGAGGCACGUGGAGAGGUACAUCUACAACGGGCAGCAGUUUGUGCACUUUGACAGCGACGUGGGGCACUUCGUGGCUGACCCCCUUCCGCCCGAGGUCGAGAUCUACCCGGCGCCGUCGGGCUCGCUGCCCCAGACCGACCGGCUGGUUUGCGCCGUGAUGGAUUUCUACCCCGCGGAGAUCGAGGUGAAGUGGUUCAGGAACGGGCAGGAGGAGACGGAGCGCGUGGUGUCCACGGACGUGAUCCAGAACGGG
Messenger RNA from Tauraco erythrolophus (red-crested turaco), 311 nucleotides. The record is from RefSeq and is a predicted model, not a curated record. NCBI's taxonomy places the organism in Eukaryota, Metazoa, Chordata, Aves, Musophagiformes, Musophagidae.